Messenger RNA from Aureococcus anophagefferens, 960 nucleotides. RefSeq lists its product as hypothetical. Gene Ontology annotation, molecular function: oxidoreductase activity. NCBI's taxonomy places the organism in Eukaryota, Pelagophyceae, Pelagomonadales, Pelagomonadaceae. Bases 1 to 960 code for a protein of 319 amino acids. The transcript has a single exon. The record is from RefSeq and is a predicted model, not a curated record.
AUGGAGGAGGUGGAGUGCGACGUCGUCAUCGUCGGCGGGGGCCCCGCGGGCUGCACCUGCGCCCUCUACACGAGCCGCGCGGACCUCAAGACGGUCAUCGUCGACAAGAACCCGGCCGUCGGCGCGCUCGCGAUCACGUCGCACAUCGCCAACUACCCGGGCGUGGACAAGUCCAUGACGGGCACGGAGCUCCUGGACCAGAUGCGGGACCAGGCCGUGUCCUACGGCACGGACUACCGGCGCGCGCAGGUCUUCAUGGUCGACACGGACGGCGAGUUCAAGAUGGUCUACACGCCCGACGCGACGAUCAAGGCGCGCGCGCUGGUGCUGGCCACGGGGGCCAUGGGCCGGCCGCCGUCCUUCGCCGGCGAGGGCGAGUACCUGGGCAAGGGCGUGUCCUACUGCGCGACGUGCGACGGCGCGUUCUACCGCGAGUCCGAGGUCGCCGUCGUCGGCACGCACACGGACGCGAUCGAGGAGGCGACGUUCCUCACCAAGUUCGCGUCCACGGUGCACUGGAUCACGUCCAACGAGCCCAAGGCCGACGACGCGGAGGCCUGGGAGCUCAUCGGGCUCGACAACGUCAAGCACUGGCCGCGGACCGCGAUGAAGGCCGUCGAGGGCGACGCCUCGGGCGUCACGGGCGUGACCAUCAAGCCCCGCGGCGAGGACGAGCUGCUGCUGCCCGUCGAAGGCUGCUUCAUCUACAUGUCGGGCUCGAAGCCCAUCACGGACUUCCUCCAGACGGGCCAGGUCGAGUUCAGGGACGACGGCGGCGUCGCCGUCGACGACAACAUGGCCACGUCCAUGCCGGGCGUCUACGCCAUCGGCGACAUCCGCAACACGCCCUUCAAGCAGGUCGUCGUCGCCGCCUCCGACGGCUGCAUCGCCGCGAUGGACAUCGACCGGUACCUCAAGGGCCGGAACAAGGUCCGCGUGGACUGGGUCCACGACACGUGA